This is a messenger RNA of Otolemur garnettii (small-eared galago), 1655 nucleotides long. It is a transcript of the gene RXRA, whose product is annotated as retinoid X receptor alpha. The record is from RefSeq and is a predicted model, not a curated record. Bases 174 to 1493 code for a protein of 439 amino acids. The transcript has 10 exons. Lineage: Eukaryota; Metazoa; Chordata; Mammalia; Primates; Galagidae. Gene Ontology annotation, cellular component: RNA polymerase II transcription regulator complex; nucleus. Gene Ontology annotation, biological process: response to retinoic acid; positive regulation of transcription by RNA polymerase II; negative regulation of transcription by RNA polymerase II. Gene Ontology annotation, molecular function: nuclear receptor activity; zinc ion binding; nuclear steroid receptor activity.
GAGAACUCGAGAAUGUCCCCAGGAGAGGCCAGCCCCACACUGGGCCCCAGGAGUUGUGCCCUGACCUUUCCAGAGUCCCUGACUUAACCACCCUGUGCCUUCCACGCUUUGCUACAGACUUCUCCACCCAGGUGAACUCCUCGUCUCUCAACUCCCCGACGGGGCGAGGCUCCAUGGCUGCCCCCUCACUGCACCCCUCCCUGGGACCUGGCAUCGGCUCCUCGCUGGGCUCCCCAGGGCAGCUACACUCGCCCAUCAGCACCCUGAGUUCACCCAUCAACGGCAUGGGCCCACCCUUCUCGGUCAUCAGUUCACCCAUGGGCCCUCACUCCAUGUCAGUGCCCACCACACCCACCCUGGGCUAUGGCACGGGCAGCCCCCAGCUCAGCUCACCCAUGAACCCUGCCAGCAGCAGCGAGGAUGUCAAGCCCCCGCUGGGCCUCAAUGGCGUCCUCAAGGUCCCUGCCCACCCCUCAGGAAACAUGGCAUCCUUCACCAAGCACAUCUGCGCCAUCUGUGGGGACCGCUCCUCAGGCAAGCACUACGGGGUGUACAGCUGCGAGGGCUGCAAGGGCUUCUUCAAGAGGACGGUGCGCAAGGACCUCACUUACACCUGCCGCGACAACAAGGACUGCCUGAUCGACAAGCGGCAGCGGAACCGGUGCCAGUACUGCCGCUACCAGAAGUGCCUGGCCAUGGGCAUGAAGCGGGAAGCCGUGCAGGAGGAGCGGCAGCGUGGCAAGGAGCGGAGUGAGAACGAGGUGGAGUCCACAAGCAGUGCCAGCGAGGACAUGCCGGUGGAGAAGAUCCUGGAGGCCGAGCUGGCCGUCGAGCCCAAGACCGGGGCCUGUGUGGAGGCAAGCACGGGGCUGCACCCCAGCUCGCCCAACGACCCUGUCACCAACAUUUGCCAGGCGGCCGACAAGCAGCUCUUCACCCUUGUUGAGUGGGCCAAGCGCAUCCCGCACUUCUCUGAGCUGCCCUUGGACGACCAGGUCAUCCUUCUGCGGGCAGGCUGGAAUGAGCUGCUCAUCGCCUCCUUCUCCCACCGGUCCAUAGCCGUGAAGGAUGGGAUCCUGCUUGCCACCGGGCUGCACGUCCACCGGAACAGUGCCCACAGCGCGGGAGUGGGUGCCAUCUUUGACAGGGUGCUGACGGAGCUCGUGUCCAAGAUGCGGGACAUGCAGAUGGACAAGACGGAGCUGGGCUGCCUGCGUGCCAUCGUCCUCUUCAACCCCGACUCCAAGGGGCUCUCAAACCCGGCUGAGGUGGAGGCGCUGAGGGAGAAGGUGUAUGCAUCCCUGGAGGCCUACUGCAAACACAAGUACCCUGAGCAGCCAGGCAGGUUUGCCAAGCUCCUGCUCCGUCUGCCUGCUCUGCGCUCCAUUGGGCUCAAGUGCCUGGAACAUCUCUUCUUCUUCAAGCUCAUCGGGGACACACCCAUUGACACCUUCCUUAUGGAGAUGCUGGAAGCCCCACACCAAAUGACUUAGGCCCCUUGGCCCCUCCUCCCACCCACGUGGUCUGGCCACCCUGCCUGGACACCAGCUGCUCUUCUCAGCCUGAGCCCUGUCCCCAACCUUCUCUGCCUGGCCUGCGUGGACCUGUGGGUGCAGCCUGUCACUGCUCUGCCUGAGAUAUGCUGUCACCCUCCU